Messenger RNA from Paramecium pentaurelia, 1675 nucleotides. The record is from the annotation of a GenBank genome assembly. NCBI's taxonomy places the organism in Eukaryota, Ciliophora, Oligohymenophorea, Peniculida, Parameciidae.
AUGUUCUCUCUUAAUUAAAUUAGAACUCCGAAGUUUUUAUAUUGCUUGAGAAAUUAUAGAGUGAAGAAUUAAAUUUUAGUGAUAUAACUAUUAAUAUUUACUUUGAUUAUUGCCUUUUUGACAAUAGCUCUGGUAAUUAAUCGAGUAAUAAUUGAAUCUGUAAUUGAGAAGGUCUCACUAUAAUUAUUGUAAAAUAUUAAUCAAAAGGCUCUUCAUAAACAAUCAACUUAUUUGGAAUACUAAACCUACUUAACUUUUAAUUUUGGCUUCAGUCUGCUUAAUAAAAUUAAUAAUGAAAAUUUGUUUUUGCUUAAGUAAUAAAAUAUUAUGUUGGGCAAUAUGCCUUUAAGUUGUGUUGAUUAUAACAUAAGAGAAAGACAACCUUUUCAAUAUUAUCUACCAUAAUUUUGUUAUUAUUAUGCAAAUCAUAUUGAUUUUGCAUAAAUUCCAAAAACACAAAUUGAUUAACAUUUGAUAGUUUUGAUUUAAAUGUUAAAUGAAUAAUUAUUGUUAAUUGGUAAUAGUGAACUGGAACCAACAAUUUAUUUAACAUAAUAAGGGGAUGGACAAUUUUUCGCCAUUAUUCCAUAAAAAAUGAGAUAUCCUAUGUAUAGACCAAAGGAGAGACAAUGGUAUAAAGAUCAUACAGCUGCUUUAAAUGAUAGCAAAUAACCUGAAGUUAUAUCUGAAAUUUAUAGGAAUUACGAAACUUAAGAAUUCGAAUUUACUCUCACUGUUUCAUUAACUAAUCCAUAAUUAGAAUUUGAUGGAGUUAUAGCUUUGGAUAGUAAUUUCUAAGUUAUUAAACCAAAAAUCAACUAUGAUUAAUUAAAUAUUUAUCUGGUUGAUUUAGCUGGUAGGAUAUUGAUUUCAAAUGUCUAUCCAAAAAUCAAUUUUGUUUAAGAGAUGAAGUUCUUUAAUGACACCUCCAUCACAGGAUUUGACAAUGAAGAUUGGAAUGAAAUCCUUAAAUAAAUACUUUAUUAGAAGGGAGAAUCAAAUUGUGAAUAUGCAUACAAAAACUUUUGUAGAUAUAAUAAAUUAUAUGGGUAAGAUUUAUUUAUACGAGGAUUUGGCAUUCACAAUAGAUUUUAUCAAAUAGUGUAAGCAUAUUCAAAUAUUAUUAAGAUUCGUAGAUUAUAAGUUCAUGGAAUAAAAUGAUUAUGAUACACAAUAAUUGAAAUCAGAAUUGUUAAGCUAAGCAACUGCUUAAUUGAUAUAUUAUAUUAUCUAUAAUAUUUCAGGUAUUCUACUUUGUUGGAUAAUUAUGCAUUUCUUCUUAAGACCUUAUUAUGAAUUAACUAAGUUAUUUUAAUAGACAACUCAAACUAAAUUCAAUUAGAAAUAUGAAAUUGCUUUAAGGAAAGUCAAAAUAUUUAAGUAAAAUAAUCUAAUACAAACUGGACUCGAUAAUCUCUGCAAUACUUUAUCUAAGAUAAGAUCAAAAAAAUCAAGAGAGUGUCAUUAUAUGGAAAAUUACAAAUAUCCAAAGAAUUUAGCCAAAAAUGCUUACAAAUUCAGAUUUUAUAUUAAGCAAUUUCCAAAAGUAUUAUUAAUUUUUUAAUUUUAGAAAUCAUAAAUCUAAUAAUUAGAAAGAUCAAUUAUUACAAUAUAUGAGGAGAUAUUAGAAACUUUGGCAGUAAAUAAUGAUGAAUUCUACUUUAAAUUGAUGUGA